AUGGCGCCAAAGAAACGAGCGGGGCCUGCGGGCGGCGCCCGCGAACGGACAGACGAGGAACGGGAACGACUCGCCCAGCUCCGUGCGAUCAUUCUCGAGAGCGACAGCGAUGACGUCGAGAUCGUGGAGGAACGCGCUGCGAGGCCUGGACCAUCUGGCUCGUCCGGUGUGAAGCGGAGGCGUGACGACGGCGGCUCAGACCCGCGAGCGGACGACGACGCACAGGAUGCCCACAAUGGUGCUGAAGAGGGUGGAGCAGAGCCUGCUGAAGCGGCUCAGGCGGGCAAAAAGCGCACCAAGCGCAAGGACCCCAACGCACCGAAGCGGGCGCGAAGUGCGUACGUCAUAUUCAGCGCCGAGCGACGGCCGAGCGUCAAGCAGGCGCAUCCGGAUUGGAAGCUUCCAGAGGUGUCCCGCGAGCUCGCCCGCCUCUGGAAGGAGUGUGCGGGUGACGAUCGCAAACCAUACGAGGAACAGGCGGCCAAGGACCGCGAGCGCUACGAAGCGGAGAUGAAGGCAUACAAGGCGGCCCGAGGCGAGGCGCUGUCUGACGACGAGCAGGCGGACCGUCCGCAGGGCGGGGGGCGGAAGGGCAAGGGCAAGUCGAGGCUCCAGCCGCACGUCCUUGCAGCCCUGCUCGAGUUCGUGGCGACCAACCCUCAGCUCAAGAUGGGCAAGGCGACGGACGCGUUCGCGGGGACGGAAAUCGCGCAAGGCAGCACGAAGGCGGCCAUCAAGGCGGCUAUCAAAGAGUCUGCUGAACAUGUGUUUGGACGAUGGGUGAUCAGGGAGGCGGCAGUGGUCGCUGCCGAGACGUCCUCGGAGCACCUCACUUCGCUCGAGGGCGCGAACACGACCGUCCUCAGCGAGGCUGCGCUGGACCAGCUCCUGGAGGACAAGAAGAACGGUGUGCGACCCCAGACGGAGGAGGACGGCGACCCCUACGAGCUCGAGAGCGAUGAAGACCCUGCAGACUUUUUCUUCCCCGAGAGAGAGCUCAAGGAAGUGGAACCUCCACAGGAAAUCCUGAUGCCCCUCCUGCCGUACCAGAAGGAAUUCCUGUGGUGGGCGAUGACUCAGGAGAAGGGUCCGUUCCAAGGCGGCCUCCUGUGCGACGAGAUGGGCAUGGGAAAGACUAUUCAGGCGGUCUCCGUCAUCGUCAGCCACAGGACUGACGACCAGUACGCCGAUUUCGCGCCGGAGCCGCUUCCGCCGCUGAAGGAAGCGAAGCCGGAAAUACAGUAUGACUCGAAGGGCAAGCCAAAGAAGCCGAAGAUGAGCCACUGGGAGGUCGAGCACCCGCGGCUGAUUGAAGAUGGCUGCGAUGGGCAGCAACCCUGCAGAGCGACUCUCGUGCUCUGCCCGGUCGUGGCCGUCAUCCAGUGGAGGCAGGAAAUCGCGCGCUUCGUCAAACCCGGGACGCUGAAGGUCGUCACGUAUCACGGACCGAAGCGCGGCGGAGUGACCGCGAAGGACCUGCAGGAGGCUGAUGUGGUUCUCGCGACGUACAGUACGCUGGAGAACGAUUACAGGAGAUUCAUGAUGCCGCUCAAGGUGGAGUGUCCGUACUGCUCCAAGAAGUACUAUCCAGAUCGUCUGAAGGUGCACCUGAAGUUCUUCUGUGGGCCAGGCGCCCACAAAUCGGACGCUUUGGCGAAGCAGGAGAAAAAGACGCAGAAAAUCUGGAUCAUGAAGAAUAAAGCCCUCAAGGAGGACAGGGAGAAAGAAAAGAGCAAGAGCGCUCCACGUGCGAAAAAGCAGGACCGCGCAAAGAAAUCUCGGGUCACGAAAGUGAAGAAAGAGGAGGACGACUGGGACGCGGACGAGGCAGGACCAAGCGACCCGUCGAAGGCUCGUUCGAGGUCGCGCCCGAUCACUCCUGCGCGCACAGGCGGACACAGCGAUGACGAGGCGGGCGGCGGCGGGAGCGACGAUCCUGACUUCGAGGCGGACGACGUCGAGCACGACGAGGCGGAGGAGGAUGCCGAGUUCGAAGGCGGCGAGGACGACGGGGCAGUCGAGAGUGGCUCGGAGGGGAGCGAGGAAAACCCAGAAGAGUACGACCCGGAGCAAGACGUCAAAGUCGCGGAGCUAUUGAAGGAGUCCGAGACGAGCCGCGGCACGAGCAUACUGCACAAAAUUCUGUGGCGGCGCAUCAUCCUCGACGAGGCGCAUUCGAUCAAGGACCGCCGAACCAACACAGCACAGGCCGUCUUCGCCCUCAACGCCAAGUACCGCUGGGCCUUGUCCGGCACCCCGCUGCAGAACCGCGUCAACGAGCUCUACUCCCAGAUCCGUUUCCUGCGGCCGCUGCCUUUCGCGUACUACUACUGCAAGCAGUGCCCGUGCAAGUGCCUGGACUACCCGUUCCGGAAGGACUGGAAGCAGUGCGAGCACUGCGGCCACUCCCCGAUGCAGCACUUCUGCUGGUGGAACCGCAUGGUGGCGAACCCGAUCAUCUACCACGGGUACAGGGGCCGCGGCAGGGCUGCGCUGCUUCGCCUGCGGCACGACAUUUUGAACUCGCUCCUGUUGCGAAGGACGAAGGUGCAAUGCGCAGACGACCUCGCCCUCCCGCCACGCGUGGUGACGUUGCGGAAAGAGCGACUCGACCCGUCCGAGCAGGACUUUUACGAGGCGCUCUACACACAAAGCACGGCGGAAUUCGACUCAUACGUUGCGGCUGGCACGCUGGUCAACAACUUCGCACACAUUUUCGAUCUCCUGAUUCGUCUGCGGCAGAGCGUUUGUCAUCCCUACCUGGUGAUUCAUUCCGCGUCGCGGGCGCUCGCUGCUCCGGCUGGCGAUGACACCACCUUGACCGGCACUCCUGCGACGUCCAGUGGUACGCCCGGUGCAGCGGACUCCGCCGCAGAGGAGGCGGGCAUGUGCAGCAUUUGUCAUGAUCCGAUUGAGGACCCCGUCACCGCUGAGUGCGGGCACUCGUUCUGCCGUCUGUGCGUCGGGGAGUAUCUGGAAUCUCUGGACGAUCGGGCGCUGUGCCCGAAGGACACGUGCGGGAAGCCCCUCACAGUCAACCUCGGCAUCGGCGCAGAUGCAUCGCCUGGCAAACAGCCCGCGCCGCCGCCUGUGCUGUCCAAGCGGAAGCAGAAGUCCAUCAUCAACAGAAUCGACAAGUCGAAUUUCCGGAGCAGCACGAAGAUCGAGGCCCUCAGGGAGGAGAUCGACCUGAUGCUCCAGAAGGACCCGAGCGCGAAGUGCAUCGUGUUCUCCCAGUUCACGAGCAUCUUGGACAUCAUCGAGUUCCGCUUGCAGCAGUGCGGAGUGAAGACCGUGAAGCUGCAAGGCUCGAUGUCCCUCGAGCAGCGCGACGCUGUCAUCGACAAGUUCACCAACGACCCGUCGGUCGUCGUUUUCUUGAUGUCUCUGAAGGCGGGCGGCGUGGCGCUGAACCUGACGGCUGCUUCGCACGUGAUGCUGAUGGACCCUUGGUGGAACCCGGCAGUGGAGCAGCAGGCGCAAGACCGCAUCCACCGCCUGGGGCAGUACAAGCCCAUCAGCGUGACGCGCUUCAUCAUCGCCGGAACCAUCGAGGAGCGCAUUCUCAAGCUGCAGGAGAAGAAGCAGCUCAUGUUCGAGUCGACGGUCGGGCAGGACCACUCCGCGCUGGGCAAGCUCGGUGAAGAGGACCUCAAGUUCCUGUUCGGCCGGGGCUGA
Pedinophyceae sp. YPF-701 is the source of this 3678-nucleotide messenger RNA. The record is from the annotation of a GenBank genome assembly. NCBI's taxonomy places the organism in Eukaryota, Viridiplantae, Chlorophyta, Pedinophyceae.